AUGACCACCACCACCCCACCCACAACACCCCUCAAGAAAGGCCUGCGUGAGGAAGUCAUUACACCCCCGCCGUACUCCACCGCUGCCGGGCGCACACACACCACCAACGGCCUCCUCGAGCUCGCCCCCUUCCACACGCUCACCUCGUCGCAGCUCACGCAAUUCGACGACGAGCUACUCGGGCACACGCGGCGGUGGCUGUCGGUGCCCCAGCAGCCGGCGACCAAGACGAUGCCGGAGGAGCUGUGCGACUGGCUGCGCGGGUGGGGGUUCUUUGUGGCGCUCGAUACCAUGGAGUAUCGGCGCCGCGCGCUGGACGGAGGGAGGCCGCUGGCGGAGAGGGCGGCGUGGAUGAGGGCGAGUUGUGUGUUAGGCGCGGCUGGGGGUAAGGGGGAGGCGGAGUGGUGGGGGGUGGUGGGGGAGGUGUUGGAGGUGAGGGGGUUGGAGGGGGUGGUGUAG
Messenger RNA from Morchella importuna, 459 nucleotides. RefSeq lists its product as uncharacterized. The transcript is spliced from 2 exons. Lineage: Eukaryota; Fungi; Ascomycota; Pezizomycetes; Pezizales; Morchellaceae. The record is from RefSeq and is a predicted model, not a curated record. Bases 1 to 459 code for a protein of 152 amino acids.